AUGGAGAGACCCGAUAAGCCACUGACUCCGCCCGACGACCGGGACAGGAAGCGUGGUCGAGGCGACAGGGACCGAGGUGACAGAGACCGUGGCGACAGAGACCGUGUUGACAGAGACCGCGUUGACAGAGACCGCGUUGACAAAGACCGUGGUGACAGAGAUCGCGGUGAUAGAGAUCGCGGCGACAGAGACCGUGGCGAUGACAAAGCCCGCGGUGAUGACAGAGCCCCAACUGGAGAAGCCGCUUCCUACUUUACCGCCGCUGCUCCCAUAACCGGACCCAACGGCUCGAUUGACCCCUAUCCCAUCGUCACCGACAGCUACCGUCCUCCGCAAGGUCCAGACUCGUCCUAUCCACCACGCCAUGACUAUGGCCGUCCACCUCCUGGUUCAGGCUACCCUCUCCCUUCCCACAGCACCGGUAUCUCGCCCAACUACCCCCCAGUGUCGGGUGCCAACGGCGCCUCUGCAUCCUACUAUGGGACAGGCGUUGAAUCGAUGCCCGGUCCAGCGGCUACUUCAGGUGUUGGCAUGAGCUACAUUCCCCCUGCGCCUCUGUCCGGUCCUCCUCACCAUGGGGCACUACCAAUCCACUCGACAACACCGCUACCUCUCGCGGUGCAGUCCUCUUACUACAAGCCCACCCUCAAAUCUGUGCGCCAGAAAGCUGAGAAGGAAGUUAUUGAACUCGCCAACCUACAACGCCAGAGGAAGAUGAUCGCAUCCAAGGGCACCAGAAGAGAUUACGAUGAGAUUUCAGACAAGAUCAGAGCCCAGACAGCCACCGUCCUCGGUUAUCUCAAGGGCCUGAGACAAGAGAUGAUUCAAAUUGUGGAAGACGCCGAGGACCAGAGGUGGAGAAGGUGGAUUGUUGGCACUAUAUUUGGCACUUUUAUCCCUCUUGUCAAGAAGCUCUUCCGCAGACCUUCAAGCGAGAAAAAGACCAAAACCAGGACGGAGUAUGCCUUCAUCAAGUCCAAGAGUCUGCUCGGUCGCAUUCUUGCCGCAACCAAAGGUCACAGGCCCGGCCUGACGACUGUCACCUUCUUUGUUUUUGCCGUUUUGUACAUCUUUUCAAAUGAGGUGUCGCUGAGAGUGGCCAAGACGGCCUCCAAGCGGUUGAAGAAGCUGGUGAACAAGGUGGAGAGUACCAGUAAUGGCAGGGACGGGGAUGUCCUCAAGGAUGACGACAUCAAGUUGCUGAGCGGGUGGAGGUGGAGAGUGUUGGAGUUUAUUGAUUGA
Messenger RNA from Podospora pseudocomata, 1242 nucleotides. RefSeq lists its product as uncharacterized. NCBI's taxonomy places the organism in Eukaryota, Fungi, Ascomycota, Sordariomycetes, Sordariales, Podosporaceae. The record is from RefSeq and is a predicted model, not a curated record. The transcript is spliced from 3 exons. The coding region runs from base 1 to 1242 and encodes 413 amino acids.